Molecule: messenger RNA, 10685 nt
Organism: Periophthalmus magnuspinnatus
Lineage: Eukaryota; Metazoa; Chordata; Actinopteri; Gobiiformes; Gobiidae
Gene: col7a1
Product: collagen, type VII, alpha 1
Exons: 127
Coding region: 354-10685 (3443 amino acids)
Biological process (GO): protein phosphorylation
Molecular function (GO): protein binding; protein kinase activity; ATP binding
Source: RefSeq, a predicted model, not a curated record
UUAGGCAUCCGAGCAAGUCUGGACUGCUCACAGCUUGUGCCAAACCAACGCGCAACGCAGCCACGGGUAGAAAGUUUCAUUUGUCUGCAGCUCUCCGAGGACUCAACUUGACGCACGGGGAUUUUAGCUGAACAACGCGGCUGUUUAGGGAACUUUGGACACCUGCGAGUUGGGGAUUUGGGGUGGGAAACAGGCAAAAGAAACACAUCUACAACCUGCAGGUGGAGAGCGGAAUGGAUACGUUAGUUUAGGACCCCGGCCGUGCCAAGACAAGUGCCCAGAAUGAAGUAAUGAGGCAUCGGUCGUUUCAAUAGAAGACAUCGGGACUGUAGGACCAUAAACACAUUGCAAAGAUGUGGGGCUGCCUCGUCACAGUCGUACUUCUGCUCCUGUUUGGUGUGGAGCAUUCUGAAGCUCAGGGAAGGUGCAAUAAUGUCCAAGCUGCAGAUAUAGUAUUUUUAGUGGAUGGCUCGUCGAGUAUCGGUCGAGCAAACUUUCUUCAAGUGAAAAGUUUUAUGGCUGGGAUUGUGAAACCCUUCGUCAGUUCAGUGGGUGCUUCUGGGAUACGGUUUGGAGCAGUGCAAUACAGUGACACUUCAAGGGUUGAGUUCACCUUUACCUCAUACCUGAACGGCACAGAGCUGGUCAACGCUGUGGAGAAUCUGAAUUAUAAAGGAGGAAAUACUCGAACAGGGGCGGGGCUAAAGUUUGUGUCUGAUAACUUCUUUAACCCUGCCUCCAGCCGGGACGUCCCAAAGAUCACCAUCCUGAUCACUGAUGGGAAGUCCCAGGACAAUGUACAGGACCCGGCGCAGAGGCUGAGGAGUCAAGGAGUGCACGUCUUUGCAGUUGGUAUCAAGAGCGCUGACAGAAAUGAAUUGGCUCUGGUUUCGUCCGAGCCCAGUGCAGACUUCACCUCUUUUGUGGGAGAGUUUAAAUUACUGAGCACCCUCCUUCCCAUCGUCAGCCCCAGAGUCUGUUCAAGAGCAGGAGGAGUCUAUGCCAGUGAUGAGGCCUUUUCAGGCCCAUCCAACCUGCAGUUCACAGGACAGAGCUCGGACUCACUCAGGUUCAGGUGGAACGCUGCCUCUGGUCCGGUCAGUGGGUACCUGGUCCAGUACGCCCCUCUGUCAGGACUGGGACAGCCCAUCAACUCUGAACUCAGACAGGAGACAGUGUCGGCCUCUCAGCGCUCCUUCACAGCCCGAGAGCUGCGGUCGGGCACAGAUUACCUGGUCACUGUCAUCGCUCAGUACCCCAACAAUGUGGGAGAGUCCACCUCGGCUAAACAGAGGACCCGGUCCAUACCAGGAGUGUCCAACCUGCGUCUGAUCCAGGCCGGCUUCUUCUCUCUGUCUGUGGGCUGGGACCAACCCUCCACUCCAGUGCAGGGAUACAGACUCACCUAUGGACCCAGAGGCCAGCCGGCUACAGAGCUCCUGGAGCAGUCCUUGUCUGCAGACAGCACCUCCAUCACACUAGAGUCUCUUCAGCCUGGGACGGAGUAUGUAAUCAGCCUAUACCCUCUGGUCCCACGAAGCUCCGCCUCCCCCUCCGUGCUCAACGCCAACACAUUGUCUCUGGAGGCGGUGCAGCAGCUGUCUGUGGAGACUGAGUCGGAGGGCAGUGUGAGGGUGCAGUGGGGAGCAGUGAGUGGAGCUCAGGGUUAUCGACUGGUCUGGGGCCCGUUCACAGGUCAGUCAGUGGAGACAGCAGAGGUGGUGGCCGACACAACCUACUACGUUUUGUCUCGACUGGAGCCGGACACAGAGUACAUCAUCACCAUCAUCCCUCUGUACCAGGGCGGCACCGAGGGACCCGUGGCCACUGCACGCUUUAAACUAGAGCGUCAGGAGCAGCAGCAGCUCCGAGCGCUCACCACAGGCCCCUCCACCAUCAGACUCAUCUGGAGGUUCAUCCAGUCGUCCAGAGGGUAUCGACUCGAGUGGAGGGCUGGCGAGGGAGGCCGUGUGCAGAGCCUGUCCUUUCCCAGAGGCACCACAAACUUUGACCUGACAGGACUCCAGCCGAACACAGAGUACAUCAUCACUCUGUACACUCUGUAUGAGGGACGAGAGGAGGCUACACCCGUGUCCACUGCAGGCAGAGAGGAGCAGCCGGUGGGCAGAGUGUCAAACCUGCGUGUGGUGGAGUCUCUGGGCAGCACCGUGAGACUGGGCUGGACUGGGGUCGCCGGGGCAACGCAGUACAGGAUCAUCAUUCAAAACACAGAGGAUGGCAGUGAUGAAGUUCGCACUAUCCCUGGAAACCAGACGACCUUUGACCUGCGUGACCUCAUAGUGGGCGUGUCUUAUGCGGUCAGUGUCACGGCGAUGGUGGGAGGCAACGAAGGAGAUCCAGUGACUGUGUACAUCAAACCAGAACAAGUGGUGGGCCGAGUUGGCAACCUGAGAGUGACCAACUCCAACAGCAGGAGGAUACGGAUCAGCUGGAUCGGAGUCAGUGGAGCCACAGGCUACAGAGUCACCUGGAGACAGGGCAACGGUCCAGAGCAGUCCCGCACAGUGGGCUUAGAGAGCACCUCCUUCACCAUAGACGGGCUGUCCCCUGACGUUGCCGUGGUGAUAGGUGUGUCCGCUCUGAUUGGUGACCGGGCUGGGGAGGUGGUCACCCUUUCAACCCGGACAACCCCAAAUGCGGGCUCAGUGUCCGGGCUGCGCAUCGUCGACGUAACCACACAGAGGAUCAGGAUCAGCUGGGCCCCCUCGUCCAGAGCCACGGGAUACAAGAUCACAUGGAGGAGGGAUGAUGGUUUUGAGGCAUCUCGUACAGUGGCAACUAAUGUCUCCUCCUUCACCAUCGAUGGGCUGCAGGCGGACUCGGCCUACAGUGUGUUAGUGUCUGCUCUGAGCGGGUCCAGAGAGGGGAAUCCUGCCACUAUCACUGUCAGGACAGAGUCGGAUCAGUCCGUGGUGGGAACAGUGACUUCUCUCCAGGUUCAGGAGGCCCGAGGACAGGUGGUCCGGGUCACGUGGGUAGGAGUCCAGGGGGCAACGUCCUACAGAGUGUCCUGGAGGAGAACAGAUGGGGGAGAGGUGCGCAGUCGUGAGGUGAGUGGGGACCAGACUGCAGUGGACUUGGAUCAGCUGGACCCCGGGGCUCAGUACGAGGUCCAAGUCAUGGCUCUGGUCCAGAACAGAGAGGGGACCCCAGUGUCUGUGAGAGUCACCACACCUGGCACCUCCACCCCUCUGCCCACCACCAGGCUCCAGGUCUCAGAAGUGACCCAGAACUCUGUGCGUUUGGCCUGGGCUCCUGUCUCUGGGGUCACUGGGUAUAUUCUACGUUGGAGAGAUGAGACAGACUCAGAGGCAGGUCUCACCAUCACGCUCCCCUCUUCCUCAAACUCUUAUCUCGUGACUGGACUGCGUUUGGGACGGAGGUAUCGCUUCAGUCUUCAGCCUACUUUUGAGAGUGGACUGGGCUCUGAGACCUAUGUAGAUGAACACCCAGUGUGUGCGGGCGGUCGGUUGGAUGUGGUGUUCCUGGUGCCUGCGUCCACAGACAGACUGAACCUGGCAAGACCCAUGAGAGCUCUGCUGACCAGUGCAGCUCGUUCUCUCAACACCUUUGGGGAGAGAGAUUCACAGAUGGGAGUUGUAGUUUACGGGUACAGACCUAAAAUCUGGUUUCUGCUAAACCGCCACAGCCGAUCUGACUCUCUGCUCCAGGAGAUCCAGUCCACGCCCUUCGAUGAGGGCCCGGGAAAUAACAUAGGCCAGGCAGUGAACUUCACCACUCAGUACCUCCUGACACCAUCGGCUGGUCGCAGGCCUCGGGUUCCUGGGACAGUGGUGAUCAUCGCAGACCGCCGAUCCCAAGACAAUCUCACCCUGGCCGCCAACUACCUCAGAGCUACAGGGGUGACUGUGCUGGGCGUGGGAGUGGGCCAGGCAGACACAGAGGAGCUGCGCAGAGCUGUGACCGACAGCAGCCCUCAGAACAUCCUGUACGCCACAGACGCUUCACAGCUCGACUCCCUUCACACCGAACUGUCCGACCUGCUCUGUGGCAUCGCUCGCAUACCUGAAGUGUUUCCAGGCACCGAUCAGUGUGCUAUCCACUGUCCAAGGGGAGACAAGGGAGACCGUGGAGAGAAGGGUGAAAGAGGCAGAGAUGGUGUGGAUGGACGCAAGGGGGAGCCGGGUCGCGAUGGUCUCCCCGGGAGAGAUGGGAUAAGGGGUCCUGAGGGUCGCCCUGGUCCGCCUGGUCCCAGCGUGCCCAUUGACCCCUCGGCUGGACUCAAAGGGGAGAAGGGGGAGAGGGGAUUUCCUGGAAUCGAUGGAAGCUCAGGGUUACCAGGGCGACCAGGUUCUCCAGGAAAUGCAGGCAUUCCAGGUUCACAGGGUCUUCCAGGCAUCAGAGGGACUCCAGGUGAAUCUGGUUUGCCUGGAGCUGUCGGGCCAAAGGGAGACAAGGGAGAAAGGGGUGAACCAGGGUCUGCAGUGUCUGGAGGAGGUUUGCCUGGAAGAAAAGGUGAACCAGGCCUCCCAGGAAUACCAGGAACUCCAGGACGUCCAGGGACUGAUGGGGCCAAAGGAACGUCUGGAUCCCAAGGGUCUCCAGGACAGGAUGGUCGCCCCGGGUUACCAGGCACACCCGGACUCUCCAUUAAGGGGGACAAGGGCAGCCCCGGAGAAAGGGGACCUCCAGGAGUGGGCAGCGGUUCGGCCAUCAAGGGCGACAAGGGCUCCCCAGGCAGUGCAGGACUCCCAGGGGCCCCAGGUGCCAAGGGGCAGGCGGGAUCACCAGGCUCCAAGGGUGACAAGGGGGAGGGGGGACCGGGACUGCCAGGACCUCCAGGCAGACAAGGAGAGCCAGGGGACAGAGGUCCCCGCGGUCCACCAGGGGAGAUUGGCAGCAAGGGAGACCGUGGACAGCCUGGAGAGCCUGGUUCAGAGGGGGACAGGGGUGAGCGAGGACCAGCUGGAGAGACCGGUGAGAGAGGGCCCCCAGGGAAACCAGGGCCAGCUGGAGCUCAGGGGUUAAGAGGUUUACCAGGACCCGGCGGACCACCUGGGGAAAAGGGAAAUGAUGGUACGCCGGGGGAGCCAGGCCGAAGCAUUCCAGGUUUGCCAGGAAAGAAAGGAGAACAGGGGACUCGGGGGCUUCCUGGUGUGGACGGGAUAAAGGGAGAGCAAGGAGAACCAGGACAGAAAGGUGAGCCUGGCUCAGGAGGAGCAGGAGGAGGAGGAACUAAAGGAGAACCAGGAGCUCGGGGCCCUCCUGGACUCAGUGGAAAACCAGGAGAAAAGGGUGAACCAGGGGACGCUGGAGAAAAGGGUGAUGGCGGCAAACCUGGAAUCCCAGGAAAACCAGGACUUCCAGGAAAACCAGGGGAAAAAGGAGAAAAAGGCGACGACGGCAUCCCUGGGGAGUCUGGGCUGCCGGGGAAAAAUGGAGAGAGAGGACUGAGGGGUCUCGCUGGACAGCCAGGACGUCCAGGAGAGAAGGGCGAUGCUGGGGAGCCAGGGGAGCAGGGUCGAAAUGGCAGUCCUGGAUCCGCGGGGCCCAGAGGAGAGAAGGGAGAGCAGGGACCUAUAGGACCUGCCGGACCACCAGGAAAAGUGGCUGAUAUCCAGGGCACUCUAAAAGGAGAAAGAGGAGAGAAGGGUGAUGCAGGAGACCCAGGGGAGCAUGGAGGUAAAGGCCAGAAAGGAGAGGUUGGUGCUCCGGGUCCUGCUGGUCUGAGAGGGCCUGAGGGACAGCGGGGGCUGCCUGGAGCAAGAGGUGAUGCCGGAGAAAGGGGGUCCCCGGGAGACAAGGGAGACAGGGGUGCAUCUGGGUUGGAUGGUCGGCCUGGUCUGGAUGGUAAACCAGGAGCUCCAGGAGCUCCAGGGCUUAGGGGAGAUCCGGGGAAACAAGGAGAUCCUGGCAGAGACGGUUUAUCAGGACUGCGAGGAGAGCAGGGACCCUCAGGCCCCGCUGGUCCACCUGGUGUGGCUGGGACACCUGGUAAAGCAGGUGAAGAUGGUAAACCAGGCCUUCCAGGAAAAGCGGGUGAAGACGGUGAGCCUGGGGAAGAUGGAAGAAAGGGUGACAAAGGAGACUCAGGAGCGGCUGGCCGAGAUGGGAGAGAUGGACUGAAGGGAGAUCGAGGCCUGCCUGGACCCGCAGGCCCUGCAGGACCCCCGGGACCAGCAGGACCCUCUGGAGCUGUGGGUCCUCCAGGACAGGUGGUCUAUGUCAAAGGAGUUGAAGCUGCUCCCAUACCAGGUCCUCAGGGGCCUCCAGGAACUCCAGGGGUACCAGGGAUCCCAGGAGCAGCGGGGCAGCGUGGGGAGAGAGGAGCCCCUGGCCCAAAAGGUGACGCUGGAGACCCGGGAGAGGACGGAGCACCAGGGAAACCGGGGACUGCAGUGGAUUUACAGAAGGCUCUGGCUGGCUUUGGGAUCCUGGUAUCUGAUCUGAAAGUUGUGGUGGACAAGAAGGAUAUCCAAGCUGCUCGUCCUGAAGUGAAGCCCCAGAAAGGAGACAAAGGAGACAGAGGAGACCCAGGACUGAGGGGGCCAGGCGGGGAAGACGGUGCUCGAGGUUCCCCUGGAGACAGAGGACCUAAAGGAGAGCAGGGUGAGCGAGGACCAGCCGGAGCCACGGGACCCCCAGGUAGAGCCAUCGGAGAGAGGGGACCAGAGGGACCCGCGGGACCUGCUGGAGAGCCUGGAAAACCCGGUAUUCCUGGGGUCCCGGGACGAGCAGGAGAACUGGGAGAGGCUGGGAGACCUGGAGAAAAGGGAGACAGAGGCGAGAAAGGGGACAAAGGUGAAAUGGGCAAAGUCGGGGUAACAGGACCAGCUGGCCCUCCAGGUCAGAAGGGAGCUUCUGCUGAUUCAGUGGUGGCUGGGACUCCAGGUGUCAGAGGCCCUCCCGGAGUCAUGGGACAGAAAGGAGAGCCAGGUGCCGCAGGAGUCCCAGGACCUAAAGGAGACAGGGGUUUUGCGGGACCUCAAGGUAACAAAGGGGACAGAGGAGAAGCAGGAGAGAGAGGACGGGAUGGUUCACAGGGUAUUCCCGGGGAGCCAGGUAAACCCGGUCAGGAUGGGAAACCGGGGCUGCCUGGGUUCCCUGGAGUGCUGGGCAGACCGGGAAACCCCGGAGAACCAGGCAUCAGAGGACCAACUGGUCCUAUGGGUCCCAACGGCCCCCCCGGAGCUCCAGGUGUGAAGGGAACUCAGGGAGAGCCAGGCGUUGGAGUACCGGGUCCCCCAGGUGCCCAAGGGAGCACAGGUCUGCCGGGACCCCCAGGACCUCCCGGGGCUGUGGGUCCACAAGGCCCUCCAGGACUCUCCGGGCAGGUGGGUGAAGCAGGUAAACCAGGGGUCCCAGGUCGAGAUGGGGUCCCAGGUAAAGAGGGCAUCCCAGGACUCCCCGGAAAACAGGGCAUCGCAGGCCCCCCGGGACUGGCUGGUCUGAAGGGAGAGCAGGGAGACAGUGGUCCUCCUGGGAAGGCUGUAGCCGGACCCCCGGGACCCAAGGGAGAGCGGGGUCCCGCUGGUCAGACUCUGGCUGGACCAAGAGGGGACGCAGGUCCACCUGGAGAAAAGGGGGACAGAGGAGACAGAGGAUCUCCUGGUGCUAAAGGAGAACGAGGUUUGGUGGGAGAACCUGGAGAGGCUGGAGAAGAUGGAGCACAAGGAUCUCCAGGGCCCAAAGGAGAUAAGGGAGAGAAAGGCAUAGGACUAGCCGGUCCAGCUGGACGCAUUGGACCUCCAGGUUUAAAAGGAGAUCCAGGUCUUCCAGGCCCAGCUGGUCCUCCAGGUCUUCAGGGAAAGUCCGGAGACAACGGCGUCCCAGGAGUCAGAGGAGAGAACGGAGCCCCGGGACCCCCAGGACCCCCAGGAGAACGGGGUCUUCAAGGUUUUCCUGGUCGAGCAGGAAACCCAGGAGGUCCAGGUCCCGCUGGUCCUGCCGGAGAAGCAGGCGCGCCUGGUACAAAUGGGUCGAAAGGAGACAAGGGAGAGGUGGGGGUGGGUACACCAGGCGCCAGAGGAGAGAGAGGCGACACAGGACCAAGGGGUGAAGACGGUCGUCCCGGUGCAGAUGGAGAGAGAGGAGCAACAGGUGCUCCGGGUCUCCGUGGUACUCGAGGUGACAAGGGUGACAUCGGGCCACAAGGUGACAAAGGAGAAAAGGGCGACACUGUGCUGGUGGGAGGACCUCAGGGAGAAAAGGGAAACAAAGGAGAACAAGGUGACCGAGGACCGAAAGGGAUCCAGGGAGAAAAGGGUCUGAAAGGCCAAGAUGGUCCUGCAGGAGAACAGGGCCUGAGAGGGGAGCCAGGAGAGGGAGGCUCACCUGGUUUCCCCGGAGCUCGAGGCCCAGGCGGUCAGAAGGGAGAAGCAGGCCAGCCGGGAGUACCUGGAGAAUCGGGUUUACCAGGAAAAGACGGACUUCCCGGACGUAAAGGCGACAAGGGCGAGCUUGGCAUCACUGGGCUACGAGGCAUCAAGGGAGACAGAGGACCUAAAGGUGUCUGUGGAGGGGAGGGACCCAAAGGAGACAAGGGAGAUGGUGGUAUCCCAGGCCGCUCGGGACUACCAGGGAGAAAGGGAGAACAGGGUGAUGUUGGUCCUGCCGGUGCUCUCGGUAGUCCAGGGAAAGAGGGAAUUGUCGGACCAAAGGGAGAUCGAGGCUUUGACGGAGUGUCUGGAUCCAAAGGAGCUCAAGGAGAGAAAGGUGAACGGGGCCCACCAGGCAUCCCUGGCCCCCCAGGUCCCAGAGGAGCAGACGGGCCUCCAGGUCUGACUGGACCCCAGGGACCAGCUGGAACCUCUGGACCAGAGGGACUUCAGGGACAGAAGGGGGAGAGAGGGCCCUUAGGUCCAGCCAUGGUCGGUCCACGAGGUAUCCCAGGAAUCCCAGGAGAGCGCGGAGAGCCAGGGGAGCUGGGGCCAGAUGGAGCCAAGGGAGACAGAGGAGAGCCAGGCAUGACGGAGGAUGAGAUCCGCGAGUACGUCCGCACAGAGAUGAACCAGCACUGUGCGUGCGGAGGUUCCGGCUCGGUCCGAUCUCGGCCUGUCCUGGAGCAGCAGUCGUCCCAUCCGGGGCAGGAGGGCCGUGAGCUGCGAGUGGUGGUGAACACAAACGAUCCAGACUACGAGCACAUUUACUCCAUCGAGGCGUACGACGACCCUAUGGACGAGAUGCUCUACUUCGGUCCAUCUGCCAACGGGACGGAGGAUGCUGUUGUCAAAGAGGUGUCAGAGAAUAAGAUGGACAAAGCGCCCAAAGCGAGCGUGGCUGUGAUUCACAAGGACGUGAAGGGGUCAGGCGGUCCAGUGAAAGCAGCCAAGCCCAGGCUCCAGCGAAUGGCCAAAGGGAAAGACCCAGAGGAGCGCUGCCUGUUGCCCAUGGAGGAGGGCAGUUGUGGCCGUUACACUCUCCGCUGGUACUUUAACAAUGUGGUACAGUCCUGCAGACCCUUCAUCUACAGCGGUUGUCAGGGCAACGACAACCGCUUCCUGCACCUGGAGGACUGUGAAGAGGCCUGUCUCGGAAAAGGGUCCAGCCGGAAAAGAAAGUCCAGCGACUGUGAGAUUUACUCUGAAUUUGAGCCUAAGAAGUCGGCUCUUUGUUCAGGAGUCGACACACUGCAGACGGCUCCCAGCACAGAGCACAAAGUACAAGGCUCCAAUGGUUUGGUCUCCAGCAUUUUUGAGACGAAACCGAGCGAUUUCCAAAGUCGCAAAAGAAAAGCCAGCGAUGAAGCCAUUUGGGAUGGAUUUAAGACCAAAAAAUCUCGUCCCGAGGAAGCUGCAAAAUCAGAGAACGCUGUGAAGAAGAAGAGGAGAGAGAGAAGAAGGCUGAAAAAAGCCCUGAGGAGAAUGGCUAAAGUCAGAGAUGCGUCUGACUUUGAGCUGAAAUACGAGCAGUAUGAGGAGCUCGGAGAGGGUGGAUUUGGCUCUGUGUUUGCUGGUGUCCGGAAAUCAGACCAACAAACCUUUUUGUUCCAUUUUCACUUUCAGCUCAUUAAAAACAAGGUGUACGACGUCCCCUCUGAGGUGGCCCUGAUGACCAAAGCCGCUCCAGACCUCCACUCGGUCGGACUCAAUCCCUCCGUCAGUCUGCUGAAUUGGUACAGUCUGGACCAAGAGGAGAAGGUCGUGCUGGUCAUGGAGAGACCGACCCCGUCCCAGGACCUGUUUGACUACUGUGUGGAAAUUCACCCCUGCCAGAAGACCAGGCCAAGCUACGUUAUCUUGGAAAAGGUGCUGAUGAAGCAGGUUGUGGACGCCCUGCAGGACCUUCACGCCAAAGGGGUUUUCCAUAGAGACAUCAAACUGGAAAACCUCCUGGUCCAAGACACAGAGUCCGGUCCCAGGAUCCGUAUCAUCGACUUUGGCUGUGGCUGCCUGACCCGAUCAGAGCCCUUCUACAGUUACAGAGGGACUAGAGAACUGGCACCUCCAGAGAGCUUCAUGGGUAAAGGUUACCACUCUGGCCCCACCUCAGUGUGGCAAACUGGGGCCCUACUGUACGAAUUAGUGCGCUCUGUUGGUGACUAUCCGUUCACCACCGAGAACUACGUGGACGGAAAACUUAGUGAUCUGAGCGGCCUGUCGCAAGAGGGCCGUGACUUCCUCCAGGCCUGCCUUACACUGGACCCAAACCAAAGAUUAAGUCUUGACCAGCUGAGCCACCAUCCUUGGUUCAGCGCGGUUUAA